UAAAAUUGUAUAUGCUUAUGCUUACGUUCUAUGUUAUUGUCCAUUAAGAUACGGUGCCAUUUGGACCUAUAUGGGGGAACAAAUAUAUAAAGGCCUAGUAGAAUCACACUACACCACCUCAGCUACAUAUAUGUAUAUAGGUCUUGUCUUUAUUCCAUUAGCUAAAACUCUAUAGGAGAAUGAGUCCACCACAAGAUCAUUCAGCAGGAAAUAUAUCCUUCUCAUGGGAAAAGAAGCCUGGUGUAUCCAAAGUAACUACUCAUGGUGAAAAUCUGAUCCCAAGUACAGAGAACAAGAUUUUGCCAAAUUUGCCACCCCCACCUUGCACAACAGAAUCAGCUAUUGCUAAAACCCCAGUUCAUGAUUUCCAAAUCCCACUUCCUCCUUGUGCUUUUCAACCUCCUUUUUAUAGAACUUCUUCCAAGAGGGGUCUUUUUGUUCAAGACAACGAUCCUUUCUUAGCAGCUUACAAAGAGUGCACCAAGAAUCAGGGAAGUGCUAAGAUGAACACAGAAUUGCCCAAGGCUGGUGUUGCAUCAAGGUUAAGGAAGAGCUUGUCUUUUUUCUCAUGUAAGCGAUCUUGCAAUGUUCGUGACAAUAAUUUGGUCAGGAUCUCACACCUCUCACAAACAUAGAUAGGAAUUGAUAUGUUUUUAACUUUCGUAGUUUAUGUUCUGCUGGGAGAUUCCUGUGUGUGAAGAAUAAUGUUAAGUGAGAAUGAUAAAAUAGCUGUUUUCUAUGCUCUUUUGUUCAUGAUUUGACGAAUGUUGUUCAACUGAUCCUCAUA
Gastrolobium bilobum is the source of this 787-nucleotide messenger RNA. RefSeq lists its product as uncharacterized. The transcript has a single exon. Lineage: Eukaryota; Viridiplantae; Streptophyta; Magnoliopsida; Fabales; Fabaceae. The coding region runs from base 180 to 635 and encodes 151 amino acids. The record is from RefSeq and is a predicted model, not a curated record.